GAGUCUGGUGUGAUUGGAAAGAGGUGGAGCUGAAACCGCUUCCCGAAGUUAUCUCUUCAGAAAGGGAAAUAUAUUUUACCAUCUAGCUGCUGUUAUAGUGUAUUUAUCCAGCGGUCCCCUUGUCUUCGAUUGAGACUCUGAAGCUGAAGCGGUAAAACUUCCUUCAAUGGCGGCACAGUGUGUGACCAAAGUGGAGCUUGCAGUCUCCUGUGAAAACCUUUUGGACAUGGAUGUGCUCUCCAAGUCUGACCCCCUGUGUGUCUUGUUGAUGAAUGCAUCUGGAAAUCACUGGUUUGAGGUGGCCCGCACAGAGAGAGUUCAGAAUUGCCUGAGUCCCAAAUUUGCCAAGAAGUUUGUCGUUGAUUAUCACUUUGAAAUGGUACAGAAACUUAGAUUUGGCAUUUAUGAUAUAGACAACAAAACCAUUGAUCUGAGUGAUGAUGACUUCCUUGGAGAGUUGGAGUGUUCCUUGGGUCAGAUUGUGUCCAGUGGGAAGCUGACCAGACCACUGAUCUUGAAGAACAAAAGACCAGCAGGAAGAGGAACCAUUACAAUCAUUGCAGAAGAAAUUAAGGAUAAUAGGGUGGUGAAUUUUCAAGUUGAGGCCAGGAAACUGGAUAAAAAGGAUUUCUUUGGAAAAUCAGACCCCUACCUGGAAUUCUACAGGCAAAUGGACUCAGGAUGGCAGCUUGCCCACAGGACAGAGGUGGUGAAGAACAACCUUAACCCUUGUUGGAGACCUUUUAAAAUCCCUCUGCAGUCUCUCUGUGGAGGAGAUAUGGACAAACCCAUCAAAGUGGAAUGUUAUGACUAUGACAAUGAUGGGUCACAUGACCUUAUUGGGAUUUUUGAGACGAAUAUGAAACGCAUGCAGGAGGCUACACGCACUUCACCGGCAGAGUUUGACUGUAUAAACAUGAAGAAAAAGCAGAAGAAGAAGAACUAUAAGAACUCUGGUGUUGUGAGUGUGAAACUCUGCCAGGUUGUGAAGGAAUAUACAUUUUUGGAUUACAUCAUGGGUGGCUGCCAGUUAAAUUUCACUGUUGGAGUGGACUUUACAGGGUCAAACGGUGACCCAAAGCAUCCUGAUUCUUUACACUAUAUCAGUCCUAAUGGGGUCAAUGAAUACCUUUCUGCUAUCUGGUCUGUUGGCCUGGUGAUUCAGGAUUAUGACAGUGACAAAUUGUUCCCAGCUUUUGGAUUUGGGGCACAGAUUCCUCCAAACUGGCAGGUGUCUCAUGAGUUUCCACUUAACUUCAAUCCAUCUAAUCCAUUCUGUGCUGGAGUAGAGGGCAUGGUGGAAGCUUACAGGUUGUGCCUGCCCCAGGUCAAACUUUAUGGACCUACAAAUUUUGCUCCCAUCAUCAGACAUGUGAGCAAUUUUGCCAGGCAGGUGCAACAACAGAAUGCAGCCAGUCAAUACUUUGUUCUGCUCAUUAUCACGGAUGGUGUGAUCACAGACAUGGACCAGACCCGAGCUGCCAUCGUAGCUGCUUCCCAUUUACCCAUGUCCAUCAUAAUUGUGGGUGUGGGCGGGGCUGACUUCACUGACAUGGAGAUCCUGGAUGGGGAUGACGGACGUCUGAGAUCUCCAUCAGGAGAGCCAGCUGCACGGGACAUUGUGCAGUUUGUGCCUUACAGAAAGUUCAUGAAUGAUCCUAAAGAAGCAUUGGCACAGAGUGUGCUGGCAGAGGUUCCUGGUCAGGUUGUUGAUUUCUUCAACAUGCUCAAGCUCAGCCCUCUUAAUUCAAGUACUCCUGUAGCUGGUUCUGAUGGGCAAGUGAAGUUAAAUGCCUAAUGCUGCUUCAGCAACAACUAGGAAGAGACUUCACCAGCUCCAGGCCAUGCUUCAUUCCUGUACAGUGCACUAGUCCCUUGCUAAGUAAAUGACUAAUGAAGCAUGUAAAAAGCAUGUAAAAAGUCUAUGCUAACUUGCCAUUUUAAAGAGCAGCUCCUCACACACAGCUUAUUUGGGGUAAUAAACUUCAUAUCUACUGGGAACAAAUUUUUAUAUUAAUCUUGUGAUCCAUUGCAUACAUUUAUACCGUACAUUUACUCAUUUAUCACAAGAAAAUGCCAUACUUAACCUCCAUGCUCAGUGACGAUGAACGGUAGUUGUAAGUUGCAGGCAGUGUGAUUUUGAAAAGCAUACACUGCACAAUACAUCAAGAUUACCGUUUCAAAAUGAAUCUAAAAGACUUAAACGCUGAAGCAUUUUAUCCAGCAAAUUAAAUCUGUGGAAAGCUUUUGUUACUGGUGCGGAAACAAGAUUUUAAAAUCUGCGCUCCACCAGUUUCUCAUUUAUAAAUGCACCUGAAAACAAUCGUUUCAUCUGCUUUCAGUCAGGCAGAUGACCACAAGAUAUGUUUAUUUAAAACAAGAUGUGUUUCAACAGCAAUCAAAUAAGCUCAUGCUCCGAGUUGCUCUUUAAUAACAACAGACAGUUGUAUCAUGCAACUGUUCACUAAGGCUAUGUUCACAUAACAGAAUUGACGUGCUACCAACACUGUUUUUGCCUAAGUGGUGCACAGAGCUAUGUGAACCUAGAAGACACAUCUUUUCAAUCUGAUUUGAACACUUUAUUUUUAUUUCCUGUACAAAACUAAGAUGUUGUACUUUGCUAUACCUAGUUUACACCCUUAUUUAAAUACAAUUGUGAACCAUCAAGGCAAAAAUAUCAGAUCUGAGCAAAAAAAAAAAUCUCAAUUGAGCAUUAAAGCUAUUCAAUAUGAACAUAGCCUAGAUAUGUGGUUACACCUCGUGGGUCAUGUGUGUCUUUUUUUUUUUUUUUUUAAUCUUUUUUGGUUUUGUUGAAUCCUGUUUGUUGCCUUAUAGAUCAGGCUUUCAGCAAUACUAUAAUUUUUUUUUAUUCAAACUGGAUGUAUUUUGAUGUGUUGUCAUAAAUUUCUUUAAUACUUAGAGGAAAAUUAUUUUUGUCACAGUUUACACAGUUCCUUUAAUGAAAAUGAUUUAAUCAUUAAAGUUGCUUGUGAGCAGUUAUGCUAAUUAAGUGCCAUAAUAUUAAUCACACUGUUUAUUGAUUAUUGUUGAUAGCAUCUGAAUGCCAUCCGAUACCCAUUGUGGGUAGUGUUAUGUUACAAUGUUACAGCACAGGUUGCCACCUCACACCAGGGUUCCUGGUUCGAUUCAAAGCUUGGGUUACUACAUGUGUGGAGCUCUCCAAGUGCCUGUGGGUUUCUUCUGGUUUUCUUUCAAUUGCCAAAAAGAUGCCACUUGGUCAAUUGGCUAUGCCAAUUUGUUCCUUGAUGUGAAUGAAUGUGUACAUGGUGCCCUGCGAUUGACCAUCACCCAGUGUUCCCAGAGUAGACUCCAGGUCCACUGCAGCCCUGACCAGAAUAACAUGUUCACCGAAUGAGUGAAUUGGUAUACGUGUAGUUAUGUUAUUUUAAAUGUUGAUAAGAUUCCUCUUAACUCAUUCCCUGCAACAAAACUGUUAAAAUUUUGUACGUCAAGAAAUUGAGUUAGGUGGCAUGGUGGUGUAGUGGUUAGCGCUGUCGCCUCACAGCAAGAAGGUUUGGGUUCGAGCCCCGUGGCCGGCGAGGGCCUUUCUGUGUGGAGUUUGCAUGUUGUCCGCGUGGGUUUCCUCCGGGUGCUCCGGUUUCCCCCACAGUCCAAAGACAUGCAGGUUAGGUUAACUGGUGACUCUAAAUUGACCGUAGGUGUGAAUGAGUGUGUGAAUGGUUGUCUGUGUCUAUGUGUCAGCCCUGUGAUGACCCGGGAUAGGCUCCAGCUUGCCUGCGACCCUGUAGAACAGGAUAAAGCAUGUGUGUGCGCACAUUUUUAUUUAUAUAUAAUAUAAAAAAAAUACACACACACAAAAAAACAUUUCCAAAAAAAUUGGGAUAUUUUUCCAAAAUGCAAUAAAAAUCUAAAUCUGUGAUUUGUUAAUUCAUAUGAAUCUUUAUUCUCUCAUCUCAUUAUCUCUGGCCGCUUUGUCCUGUCCUACAGGGUCGUACAAAGAAAAAACUUUCAGUAGUUUAACUGGCCAACUUAAUUGUAUUUUGUAAAUAUAAAUGAAGUUUUAAUUUGAUGCCUGUAACACUCAAAAAAAAGUUGGGACAGAGGCAUUAUUACAAAUGUCACCUGUCAUCACCUUUCCUUUAAUAACACUUUUUAAUCAUAUGGGAACCGAGGAUACUGAUUAUUGCAGUUUUGUAAUUUGAUAUAUAAAAUUUCAUAAAGCACUUGCUAUAACUUUGGCUGCUUUUACCCUUUUCAGACUGAUUCCACACUGUUCGUUAUGUUUGUAUAGGGGGUUGAAGUGGCUUGUUUAAUACUGCAAAUGUUUUACCAAACUUUUUUUUUUUUUAUCUUUCCUGUCUUUGGGUGGUUGUCAUGGUAAAAGUUUUUUGCAUACACAUUUUGCAUGUGUGUCUGCAUUCCCUUUUUUUUUUUUAUGACUAGCAUUUCCAGUAAAGGAUUUUUAGGAUUUAUGCUUUACUGUAUAAGCCAUAUAGUGACUAACCUGUUACAGUAUUAAAGGACUGAUUCUAAAUUUAUAAAAUCAUUAUAUGAAUUUACAGAUGAAUAUAUCCAUGCUUAGUUGUAAUAUGACAUUCUCCACUCACUUAGGUUAGAGUUUACAAGUUAAUGUUUUUAAAACAUGGAGUUUGGUAUAAGAAAUGUCCAAGCGAUUAAAAUGAUGCAAAUUCUCACAAUGGGCAACACUGUAGGAAGUGAUAUUUAUGUGUUCUAUAUUGCAUUUAUGUCUGACUGGCAGAUUGUACUUUGUGUGUCUCACUGUGGCGGAACAGGUUUCAGUUCAGUGCCAAGUAAUGAAUUCAUAUUUCAUGAAUAUUGUUACGUGGUUAAUUUAAACACAAUCAUUAUAUAAUCUGAUAACCAUGCAUCAUAUUGUGGUAGGCACAGUGCUUAUAGCAACACAUUUUAUUGCUUCUCUGAAUUUUUGUUUGCUGCUAGAUAAUUUGAUUAAUGCUUACAUCGGUCUUCUGUCCCAAAUUUCAUAAAGAUGUUUUCAUCUCAGGAGUAAAUGGAUUGAACUGGAACAGUGACCUUGUAUUCACUGUGAUCUGUAUUCUUCAGCCAAAGAUGUGAUCAACAUAGAGAUGACUGUUCUAACAGAUCAACCUAUAAGCAUGUAUUGUAAUCCUUAUAUAAAGUGCUAAAUGUACAGUA
Neoarius graeffei (lesser salmon catfish) is the source of this 5157-nucleotide messenger RNA. It is a transcript of the gene cpne3, whose product is annotated as copine III. Gene Ontology annotation, cellular component: plasma membrane. The coding region runs from base 167 to 1798 and encodes 543 amino acids. Gene Ontology annotation, biological process: cellular response to calcium ion; ERBB2 signaling pathway. Gene Ontology annotation, molecular function: receptor tyrosine kinase binding; calcium-dependent phospholipid binding. The record is from RefSeq and is a predicted model, not a curated record. The transcript has 16 exons. NCBI's taxonomy places the organism in Eukaryota, Metazoa, Chordata, Actinopteri, Siluriformes, Ariidae.